This is a messenger RNA of Tyto alba (common barn owl), 5820 nucleotides long. RefSeq names its product golgi associated kinase 1B (gene GASK1B). The coding region runs from base 479 to 2125 and encodes 548 amino acids. The transcript has 5 exons. The record is from RefSeq and is a predicted model, not a curated record. Gene Ontology annotation, cellular component: Golgi apparatus. NCBI's taxonomy places the organism in Eukaryota, Metazoa, Chordata, Aves, Strigiformes, Tytonidae.
UUCAUAUGCAAACCACUUCUCAGUACAGUUAGCUUCCAAACAGUAUUUAGCUUGCAAUGAAAUACCUAAAUGUGAACCAUACUUAAAACUGAAAUAUGUGCUAGAAUACUUUGAGAACGUCAGCUUGUACUAAGUUACUUUUAUUAACCUAAGGAGUUUACCAGAACGAAGGAUGUGUCAAGCUGAAUAGUUUGCAAAGGAGAUACUUCAGCUCUCUUAGACUACAAGUCAGUAAACUUUGCUUAUGCAGCUGGCUCCAUUCAUUCUCUGAAGCCAAUCAUUUCCCCCCGGGUGGCUGAUAAGAAUUUAACAGUUUAAGAAGGUGGAGUGUCAGCAUCCUUAGUGCUAAACACAUUCCUAGGCGUAUCAGUAGCCUCUGUCCAUCACCCAUGCUGGAAGCUAUCUGGAAAAGGAGAAAUAGAAAUCAGGGAAGGGAAAUCAUGCAUCAUCAUCCUGGCUGGAAUGUACAGAAGACUUCAUGCUGUUUUCAUCAUGUGGAUUCACUGGAGAAAUGAUCACCUUUGAUCAGCCAAGUAAAAUCAAAAACUUGUUUAUUUGUUGCCUGUGCCCACCAUGGGUGCUGAGGCUCUGGACUUGCAGGCGCCCAAGGACAAGGAGGAAUCUGCUAGUGGGCACCGCAUGUGUGAUCUACCUGGGAUUCCUCGUCAGUCAGGUGGGUCAUGUUUUACCCCAUCACAAAGGAAGACACCAAAAGAUCAGUUCCAGAAGUCUUCAAGAUGCAGCUCAGACUCCUUUUCUGGGCAUCCCACUGGAUGGCACCCUGUCACCACCCAAUUUCCAGGAACCCCAGCUUGGUAGCAAUGGGACCUUGCUGCCACCUAAUGUAGUUUAUAUCACCCUGCGAUCCAAGCGCAGCAAGCCUGCCAAUAUCAGAGGCACGGUGAAGCCAAAGCGCAGGAAGAAACAUGCAGCUCCUUUGUCCUACGGGCAGCACUUUCCAAAAGCCACUUUUAUGGGCCAGGAAGAGGCCUUUGCCCAGCAUCCAGGGAGGGCCGUGCAUGCCACAGACACAAUGAGAGCAGCAAUGGCUCUGGAGGCGAGGAAGCACCAGCUGGAUGAACGCAAGCAUAAAGGAAUGGCAAUCGGGGAGAGGGGUCACUGGAGAGCUGGGGGAAUUUCUGGAGCUAUAAAGGCACAGCUCCAGCCAGAGGAAAGCAAUAUCAGGAUUUACAGUGAGAGCUCUCCCUCUUGGCUGAGCAAAGACGACAUCUUAAAUAUGCGUAUGCUGGCAGAUUCUCGGAUAGAGAACAUCCAAGAAGUACCUUCUCACAAAGGAGUCUUGGUAGUAUUUGCAAGAGGUUCCAGCACCACAGGAAGUGCUUGUAAUCAGGGACACUGUGGCAUUGUCAAACGACCCCUUGACAUGAGCGAGGUGUUUGCCUUUCAUUUGGAUAGGAUCCUGGGGCUAAACAGGAGCUUACCUUCUGUAAGCAGGAGAUCGGAGUUCUUCCAAGAUGGUCAAGCUUAUCCUGUUAUUCUCUGGGAUUCCUUGCUAAGUCCAACAGAUAAUAAUAGCCAUUCUUCAGUGAGAUUGACUUGGGGACAAUAUCAGCAGCUGUUGAAGCAGAAAUGCUGGCAGAAUGGUAAAGUUCCCAAAGCUGAGUGGGGCUGUACUGAAAUCCAUCAUUAUGAGUGGUCCAAGAUGGCACUUUUUGAUUUUCUUCUACAGAUCUAUAAUCGACUAGACAGAAACUGCUGUGGAUUCAAACCUCUCAAGGAGGAUUCCUGCAUGCAGCAAGGACUGAAGCUGAAAUGUAGUGAUCAGGAUGCUGUUGACCUGACACACAUAGUUCAGAGAAGACAUGACCGAAGGCACUUAGUCUUCAUAGACAAUAAGGGUUUCUUUGACAGAAACGAGGACAAUCUUGACUUCAAAAUAUUACAAGGAAUCAAUGAAUUCCCUGAAUCUGCAGUUUCAGUGCUGAGGAGCCAGCGUUUACGUGAGAAGUUGCUUCAGUCUUUGUUCCUUGACAAAAUAUACUGGGAGAGCCAAGGUGGCAGAAAAGGAAUUGAAAAGCUUAUUGAUGUAAUAGAAAGGAGGUCCAAAAUUCUUCUUACUUACAUAAAUGCACAUGGAGCCAAAGUAUUGCCCAUGAAUGAAUGAAGCAGUCUUGUUUCUAUCUGAGAGAUAGUCUUUAAAAAAAUUUGCAUGAGGCAAAAACCAACAGUGAAAUUGAUUUAAUUCAUAGGCUUAUGUAAUUUUUAUUUUUUCCAAACUUUCAAUUUAUUUUUAAAUAAGAAAUCUUGCAUGGAUUAAAAGCAACAUUUAAAUGUCGGAUGCAGCUCAGCACAGUGCAGUCUAUUCUAUGUCACCAAUGAAAUGAGAUGAAAAAUAACCAAAUGAUACAAUAAAUAAUGUAGUAAUAUGUAGGUACCGUGAACACUCAUUUUGCUAAACUGUUUGAAAGUUAGCAACAGGAUUUUCACUGCAUGAGUCUGGAUUACUCUUGCUUAUCAUGACAUAUACCUACCUAUCUAUUUAAAAAGACUCUUACCAUCUUUCUGGAGAAAUAUCUAUUAUCUUCUUGCCGUGAGAUAAUGGCAGUAGUUGAAUACUUUCAUAGCUGUUCUUGUCUUUAUAUUGAAAUUAUAGGGUGUAUAAGAUUUUAAAGUAUUUUUGAAAGUGCUUGUGUAAUGGUAUUAAUGAGAAACUAAGAUGUUCUGUGUCAAUGUUGAUGUGGAUGGGUGAAUUCAGUGAUUUAAAUAACUACAAUUCCACUGCAGCUAAAACAGAUUUUCUUUCUUGGUAUCAGAACAGCUAUUAACAAUAAUUGCAUUACUAGAAGAAAUAGAUCUCGUUAUAGGCAGAGUUAAAGAUACUUAGUAAAAUUUUAAGAGCUUGGUCAUCUAAAUAAUCUUUUAUUUUAUUCUGUCAGCAAAGGGCAGAUAAAUUUGUAAAAACUUCCCAGAACUUAACUAUUGCCUUGAGAGGUCAUAUUUCAGAGUGCCUUGGACUUUUCUAAUGGCAGCAAAGUAGAAUCUGAUAGGAUUUUCAUAUUAUCCAUUUCUUAAAAAGUUAUAACUUAUUAGCCAGGUACUGUAUUAUGGAAACAAAAAUACUACCAUAGCUUGCAUUGUAAACAAAGCCUAGAAACAGAAAUAAUCCUCCGGACCCAUUUCACAUGGAAUUCCUGUUGCAGUAAAUGCCACUCUUUGAUGACUGUUAUGAUCAACUUGUCUCAUUUUCUAGCCUAUUGAACAUUUUUCUUCCUGCUAGAUACCUGUUCAGAUGGAUUAUCACACACUUCUGGGAGUGAAAGGCACAACUUUCAGCUGCACUGGACUUAGGAGAGGGCCAUACAAGAUAUACAAGAGUGUACCUGAUCAUGAAAAAAAGUCCUAUGAGAACUCUGUCUUCUAGCUUAUCCUCUUCUUUCCUUAGGCUGACUGCACAUCCUGAAUGCCAAGUCAUUGCCUCACAUUGCCCAGUUGUAUUUUUUUUCCAGAACUGUCUCAUUACCUAGAAGAGAAAGAAAUCAGAGGUCAGGAUUUUUUUCUUUUCAGAUUAGGUCAUUUAUUUUUAUGGAGAUAACUUGAUGCGUUCUUCUCCAUUUCUUCUGGGCACGGGCUAGUGUUUCCUUGAGCAUGAUGCAUGCUUUUUUAAUUUGCCUGGCAGUUCAGUGUGAGUUCUUAAAGCAGCAAUGUAAUUGCCAACUAGUAAGUAAUUGCCCUGAAGCUGACCUGGAGCAAUGCCCCUCAGCAGUUCCGAGUUUAAGAGGUCCAAGCAGCCAUGAUGCUGUGCAGCGCUUAAAAAUUCGAUCAAGCAUGAAAAGCAUAACUGUAAAGAGAUCUUCAGGAGACAAAUCCCGCAAAUGAAUGUCCUUAGGAAAUGAAUGGUGUUUUCUACUAGAUAUUUUUGAUGGCAGAGGCAAACAGAUCAGGUUGUUAUUAGAGCUAAUGUGCAGGGUGAAACAAUGUAUAGAUCUACAUAGAAAGUACAAGGGGAAGGAUAGGUGUGUCCCCUUGUGCUGUCUGGUAUGGACCAGACAGGCACAUAAAGGCAGGCGCUUCCCAGAACUUCUGCAGGGACCACUGAGUCCAGAGAGAAUGGUGAAGGCAGAUUGGGCUGAGCCAUUGCUGCACACUGUCCAAGGACAAAGGAAUGCUUCUUUCUCUGACAGUCUGAAUUUGGGUCUAGGGCAAGGUGUUCUGCAUCCUGCUCUUCCUUACAGUGGUGCCUUAGUGGCACUACGCAUUGCUGGAGGCCUUGCUUUCUGUGCUGUGUCAACGUGCCGUAUUUCUUACGCGUACAAACACUCUCAGACUCUUCAGGGAAGUCAGGAGAGGCUUUGCGAGAUUUGCUGGUGGGACUGGACUGUAGAUUCUAAUUCUUUAAUGCUGAUAACAAACUCUGGAAAGUGCCUUUUCUCCUCAGUGUUUAUCCGGUUGCUGUGGAGCUUGGUACCUGGAUCUAGUAUUGUUAAUAAUACAAAGUAUGAUUGUGGUGGUACUUAUGCGUACAUGCUAGCCAAGUUCUAGGUUUUUUUUUACAAGAAUGAAGAAUUCUGUACUUUUUGAGUGCCUUUGCAUAAGUGCUCUGGUAAAAAAUACAAAAGAAAUGUUUUGCAGAGCUUAUUUAUUCACUGCUAAUAGAUUCAAGGUAUCUGACCUCCCUUCAGUAACAGGAGUAAAGUUUAUUGGGAAAUCAGUCCACUUCCUUUUAGAACAGCAUGGCGUUGGACUGACAGUUCUGCACUGUAGCCGAAAUAAUAUUAACCGAUAGGAAAAAACCCGAAGAAGCCUUACUCUACCUAUGGUGGUGAUCAGCAAAAAGCCAAGAAACUGUGUUUUAGUCAUCUUUGCUGGGCUGUCUUCCAUUUAUGGGCAUGUGGGAUCCAUGCUGCGCAUUACUCGGAAGGGUGUAACCAACGGCAACACUCCAAAACCUGUGGGUGGGAAGAGACGAUUAUGUCAUUCUUGAAUCUGUCUGAAAGCCAGAACCACAUGAAAUGGAAUUACUAAGAAAGUCAAGAGAGUUUGCUGAUUUCAUAACAUUGGAAGACAGAGCUUAAAAUAAGUAGCACAGGCACAGAUGCCUUAAAAUUCCUCGGGCGCCUGCCAGCAAGUUAAUAAUCUUAAAUGUUUCAGAAGCUGAGGACAUGAAAACUUGUAUAGAGUACUGCAAGAGCAGUUUCCUUAUUUUUUGUGUGUGUGUAUUCCAUAAUGCACUGUAUUAAAAAAAGAUAAAUUCAAUGGUUUCAAACAAGCAAAUACAGAUUUAGGGUACAUUAAGGGACAAGCUUCCAGUAGCAAUUCUGGAAACACUUCUGUGCAUGUGUGUGUAUGUGAACCCAAACAUAUAUGUAUGUGUAUAUAUGCCUUGGCUUAUUUCUAUAAAAUGGUCAGUUUGGCUAAUAAAGAAUGAGUUGUUUAUACAAUUUGCUGUUUAUAUCUGGAACUGUGUUUGUCAGCAUAAGUCCAAUUUGGGUAUGCACAAAUUGAAGUUUAAACAAAAUAUUAUUGUGGAUUAAACUUUUGUUCUCAAAAGAUUAACUUUUCCCUUGCUAACACAUUUAUAUAAUCUUAAAAGUUUUCUACUUAAAAUUGUAGAGAAAAACAGCAAUAUGUUCCUAUGUGAGCUAAACUGCCACAGUGAUAUCAACUCAGAUGUUGUUAUUGAGUUUUAUAUUAGAUACUGAAUUUCCAUUUUAUUUUCAAAUUUGUGCAUUUUAAAAGUCAAUUUAUUUGUCCUUUUAUUAGUAAGUAAAAGUGUUAUCAUAGGUAAUGAAUUGUUUGAAUCUCUGCUGCUAUUGUCACAUAAUGUCCAGGAAUAUGCAAAAUAAAAUAAUAUCUUCAUCA